Messenger RNA from Candida tropicalis MYA-3404, 3786 nucleotides. RefSeq lists its product as uncharacterized. NCBI's taxonomy places the organism in Eukaryota, Fungi, Ascomycota, Pichiomycetes, Serinales, Debaryomycetaceae. The record is from RefSeq and is a predicted model, not a curated record. The transcript has a single exon. The coding region runs from base 1 to 3786 and encodes 1261 amino acids.
AUGAAGCUUUCUAGUGUUGCAGCAGCAGCUGUUCUUGCUUCGUCAUCAUCAGCAUGUUUUCUUCCUGUCGUUGAAUCGCUUUUAGGUUGUGUUUACCCAAAGCAAAAGCCUUCUUAUUCCUACAAACCAGGUAAAUGGGGUAGCUGGGGAAAACCAAAGCCAUGUACUACCAGAGUUCCACAAACCCAUACUACCAUCGUUAUUCCAUGUAGUACAACUGGUGUUGUUACAUGGGGUGGUAUAACUACCACUGUCACUUUGACUCCAGGUACUACCGUUGCUACCGUUCCUCCAACCACUGUUACUGUUACUCCAACCACCGGCUCUGUUACUGAAACUGUUACCCCUCCAGGUACUCCAAUCUAUACUACUUCAACUGCUACUGCUCCAAGUACUCCAACUGUUAUUACUGAAAUUCCAGUUGGUUCCACUGUUACUUUGUCUGUCCCAUACCCAACUACUGUUACUGUCACUGGUCCUAACUAUAUUACUACUUUGACUUUUGUCCCAGGUACCACCACUGUUUCACUUCCAUCAUCUGUUCCAGAAACCCCAACCGGUCCAACUGGUCCAGAUACUGAAACUGAAACUCAACCAACCGGUCCAGCUAUUCCAACUACCAACAUUCCAAGCACUGGUACUGUUGUCACUGUUACUGUUCCAUACCCAACCACAGAAACAAUUAGCUUGCCAGGUUUCUCUACUACUGUUACUUUGACUGGUGGUGUCAACACUGUUACCGUUACUCAACCAACUGGUCCAGGUACUGAAACUGAAACCCAACCAACCGGUCCAGGUACUGAAACCGAAACUCAACCAACUGGUCCAGCUAUUCCAACUACCAACAUUCCAAGCACUGGUACUGUUGUCACUGUUACUGUUCCAUACCCAACCACAGAAACAAUUAGCUUGCCAGGUUUCUCUACUACUGUUACUUUGACUGGUGGUGUCAACACUGUUACCGUUACUCAACCAACUGGUCCAGGUACUGAAACUGAAACUCAACCAACCGGUCCAGGUACCGAAACUGAAACUGUUCCAACCACUGUUUCUAUCCCAACUACCGACAUUCCAAGUACUGGUACUGUUGUCACUGUUACUGUUCCACAACCAACCACUGUUACCGUUACUGGUCCAGGUUAUACUACCUACAUCACUUUGACUCCAGGUACCAACACUGUUACUGUCACCCAACCAACCGGUCCAUCUGGUCCAGGUACUGAAACUGAAACUCAACCAACCGGUCCAGGUACCGAAACUGAAACUGUUCCAACCACUGUUUCUAUCCCAACUACCGACAUUCCAAGUACUGGUACUGUUGUCACUGUUACUGUUCCACAACCAACCACUGUUACCGUCACUGGUCCAGGUUAUACUACCUACAUCACUUUGACUCCAGGUACCAACACUGUUACUGUCACCCAACCAACCGGUCCAUCUGGUCCAGGUACUGAAACUGAAACUCAACCAACCGGUCCAGGUACCGAAACUGAAACUGUUCCAACCACUGUUUCUAUCCCAACUACCGACAUUCCAAGUACUGGUACUGUUGUCACUGUUACUGUUCCACAACCAACCACUGUUACCGUCACUGGUCCAGGUUAUACUACCUACAUCACUUUGACUCCAGGUACCAACACUGUUACUGUCACCCAACCAACCGGUCCAUCUGGUCCAGGUACUGAAACUGAAACUCAACCAACCGGUCCAGGUACUGAAACUGAAACUCAACCAACUGGUCCAUCUGGUCCAGGUACUGAAACUGUUCCAGGCACCUUACCACCAGGUUCCACUGUUACUUUAACUGUUCCACAACCAACCACUGUCACUGUUUCCGGUCCAGGUUACACUACUACCAUCACUUUAACUCAAGGUACCAACACCGUUACUGUUCCAACCGGUCCAGGUUCUGAAACUGAAACUCAACCAACCGGCCCAACUGGUCCAGGUACCGAAACUGUUCCAACCACUCUUCCACCAGGUUCCGCUACUACUGUUAGUGUCCCAAGUGAAACCGUCUACACUGUUACUGGUCCAGGUUACACUACUGUUUUCACCUUAACCCCAGGUGGUAACACCAUCACUGGCCCAACUGGUUCCGGUUUAUCUACCAGUCUCCCAACUAUGCCAUUCCCAUCUGGUGACGUUAUCACUGUUACUGCUACCGAAAAGACCACCGAAACUAUCACUGGUCCAGGUUACACUGUUACUGUUACUUUGACUGAAGGUCCAAACACCAUCACCGUUCCAUCUGGUUCUCCAACUGGCUCCACUGGCUCCGGUUCUCCAACUGGUCCAGUCCCAACUGGUGGUGUCAUCACUGUUACUGCUACCGAAAAGACCACUGAAACCAUCACUGGUCCAGGUUACACUGUCACCGUUACUUUGACUGAAGGUCCAAACACUAUUACUGUUCCAUCUGGUUCUCCAACUGGCUCCACUGGUUCUGGUUCUCCAACUGGUCCAGUCCCAACUGGUGGUGUCAUCACUGUUACUGCUACCGAAAAGACCACCGAAACUAUCACUGGUCCAGGUUACACUGUCACCGUUACUUUGACUGAAGGUCCAAACACCAUCACUGUUCCAUCUGGUUCUCCAACUGGCUCCACUGGUUCUGGUUCUCCAACUGGUCCAGCUCCAACUGGUGGUGUUAUCACUGUUACUGCUACUGAAAAGACCACCGAAACUAUCACUGGUCCAGGUUACACUGUCACCGUUACUUUGACUGAAGGUCCAAACACCAUCACUGUUCCAUCUGGUUCUCCAACUGGCUCCACUGGUUCUGGUUCUCCAACUGGUCCAGUCCCAACUGGUGGUGUCAUCACUGUUACUGCUACCGAAAAGACCACUGAAACUAUCACUGGUCCAGGUUACACUGUCACCGUUACUUUGACUGAAGGUCCAAACACCAUCACUGUUCCAUCUGGUUCUCCAACUGGCUCCACUGGUUCUGGUUCUCCAACUGGUCCAGCUCCAACUGGUGGUGUUAUCACUGUUACUGCUACUGAAAAGACCACCGAAACUAUCACUGGUCCAGGUUACACUGUCACCGUUACUUUGACUGAAGGUCCAAACACCAUCACUGUUCCAUCUGGUUCUCCAACUGGCUCCACUGGUUCUGGUUCCCCAACUGGUCCAGUCCCAACUGGUGGUGUCAUCACUGUUACUGCUACCGAAAAGACCACUGAAACCAUCACUGGUCCAGGUUACACUGUCACCGUUACUUUGACUGAAGGUCCAAACACUAUUACUGUUCCAUCUGGUUCUCCAACUGGCUCCACUGGCUCCGGUUCCCCAACUGGUCCAGCUCCAACUGAUAGUGUCGUCACUGUUACUGCUACUGAAAGUACUGUUGAAACCAUUUCUGGUCCAGGUUUUACCACCACUGUUACUUUGACUGAAGGUCCAAACACCAUCACUGUUCCAUCUGGUUCUGGUUCUCCAUCCGGUCCAACUGAUUCUGGUUCCCCAACUGGUUCUACUGGUUCUGGUUCUCCAACUGAACCAACUGGUGGUGUCAUCACUGUUACUGCUACUGAAAAGACCACUGAAACUAUUUCCGGUCCAGGUUACACUACUACUGUUACUUUAACUGAAGGUCCAAACACUAUUACUGUUCCAGUUCCAACUGGUCCAUCUGGUGUUCCAACUGGUUCAACUGGUUCUGGUUCUCCAACUGAACCAACCGGUACUUCUCCAUCUGGAUCAGGUUCUCCAACUGAACCAUCUGGUGGUGUUACUUGGACUCCACAACCAGGUUGGAUUUGUCAAUGUGUUAGAGCUUAA